AUGGGACAAGUUUUAAUAACUACGCAACCUUCACUGAAUGCUUUGUGCCACUCAGAUACUUAUGUUCGUGAUAAAGAACUCAAAGUUCUCAAUAGCUUAGCAAUACUAACAACACUAAUGAUUGUCUUAGCGCCCGCCAUUGAAGCCGCCAAAAUACUAGCGGUAUAUGUAUAUCCGGGCAAAAGUCACUUUAUGAUGCAUCGCGUGCUGAUAAGCGAGUUGGUGAAGCAUGGCCAUGAGGUAACCAUGAUAACGGCUUACACGCUGGCGCCACUACGUCUGGGCAGCAAUUAUACAGAGAUACUCAUCGAACCGGUUUACGAUUAUCGAAAGGAUGGCAACGUUGACACGGGUAGCAACACCAUGUUCGAUAUGUCAAAAAAUGACAUAACGGAAUUUACGAAUAUGAUGCAAGCGAUUUGCUUGGGCAGCACCGAACACGCACUCAAACAGCCGAAGGUGCAAGCGAUCAUUAAUGCCGAACAAACACGCGAUGUCUACGAUCUCUUGCUGGUCGCACAGUUCUAUCAGGAUGCCUUCCUCGCUUUGGCGCAUAUUUACAAUGUGCCGGUGGUGAGCACUGCCACCUUCGCCAAGGAGCAUUAUAUGAGUCAAAUGUUCGGUGUAGUAACCCCGUGGUCGUAUGUGCCGCACGGCUCACUGCCACUCACGGAUCGCAUGAGCUUCUGGCAGCGUCUGCAGAAUGCCUAUCACAUAUUGAAUACCGAUUACAGUCGCGAGUUUAAAUACUUCCCGAUGGUGGAUGCGUUGAUCGCGAAGUACUUUGGACAUUUGCCAAUUAAGUUUCCCAGCGCCUCCGCCAUGGAUAAGAAUCUCAGCGCCAUACUGAUCAACAACUAUACACCGUUAUCAACUGCCAGUCCAACCAUGGACAAUAUGAUCAAUGUGGGUGGCAUGCAUAUUUAUCCACCCAAAGCCCUACCCGCUGAGUUGCAGACCUUUUUAGAUGAAGCUGAGCAUGGCGCCAUCUACUUCAGCUUGGGCAGUCAAGUGGAGAGUAAGGAUAUGCCGGCUGAGAAAUUGCGUCUCUUCCUCGAUGUCUUCUGCAGCUUGCAACAGCGUGUGCUGUGGAAGUUCGAGAAUGAGAGCAUCACAAAUUUGCCACCGAAUGUUAUGGUGAAAAAGUGGAUGCCACAGAGUGACAUACUGGCACAUCCUAAUGUGCGUGUCUUCAUCACGCAUGGCGGCUUACUGGGCACACAGGAGGGUGUGCACUACGCGGUGCCUAUGCUGGGUAUGCCCUUCUACCUCGAUCAGCACCUCAAUUUGAAGAAGGCGGAGCUGGGCGGCUACGCUGUAACACUGGACUUUCACACGCUCACGCGUGAGUCUCUGCAGGCCGGUCUGCAGCAAUUGCUCCACAACAACACAUAUCGUAACAACAUUAGAAGGAUAUCAAACAUCUUCCACGAUCGUCCAAUGAGCGCACGUGAGACUGCGCUCUACUGGAUCGAUUACGUCAUACGUCACAAGGGCGCACGGCAUCUGCGCGCUGCCGGCUUGGACUUGAAGUGGUAUCAAUUCUAUUUGCUGGACGUGGUUGCUCUCUGUUUGGCUGUGGCAUUAUUGUUGCUGAGCAUUGCAUUUGUGCUGGUGCGUUGGCUCCUAAGGAGUCUUGGUAGUAAACAACAAAAGCAAAAACUGCUUUAG
This is a messenger RNA of Bactrocera neohumeralis, 1671 nucleotides long. Its product is annotated as UDP-glucosyltransferase 2-like. The coding region runs from base 1 to 1671 and encodes 556 amino acids. NCBI's taxonomy places the organism in Eukaryota, Metazoa, Arthropoda, Insecta, Diptera, Tephritidae. Gene Ontology annotation, molecular function: UDP-glycosyltransferase activity. The transcript has 6 exons. The record is from RefSeq and is a predicted model, not a curated record.